Leguminivora glycinivorella is the source of this 423-nucleotide messenger RNA. RefSeq lists its product as uncharacterized. The transcript has a single exon. The record is from RefSeq and is a predicted model, not a curated record. The coding region runs from base 1 to 423 and encodes 140 amino acids. Lineage: Eukaryota; Metazoa; Arthropoda; Insecta; Lepidoptera; Tortricidae.
AUGGCUCCGCACCACAACAUCAAGGCCCGCAUCGAACCAGCACCACGCCGCCAAGUCACACCAGCCACGCUAAGCGUCGCCGCCCCAGCAGCACUAACAUUCAAUUGGACAGAACAAUGCGAAGACGCGUUCAAAAACUUAAAAAUAACCAUCACAACCACUACCACCACAAAGAUGGACAACAAGAAGAUCGAGCGGCAAUAUAUAGAAGUGGCCAUGCGUAAGCCGAGCGCCGUCGGACCCAGCCCAGCGCAACAUCGUCCACCAGAUACUCCGCACCGCAGCGCCACGGCCCCUUCGCAACACCGCGGUCCCUCCGUAACGCCACAGGUUCGCACCGCAGCACCACGACGCACUUGGCGGCACCGCGUGCCACACCCGCCCCAGCGCAGCACACAAACAGCGGAUCAGGGUAAAAUAUAA